CCCGCUCCCGGUUUGCCCUGGAGACGGGCUCCGGCGCGUGUUUCCCGCCGAGAUCCGGAGCCGAAGCAAGUGACUGCGUGGCGAGAUGGAAGGCGGUACGCCGGGCCGCUCGGCCAGCGCGCUGUUCGCGGGGUUCCGGGCCCUGGGGCUCUUCAGCAAUGACGUUCCACACGUGGUGCGGUACAGCGCGCUGAAGCGCCGGUUCUACGUGACGACCUGCGUGGGCACGAGCUUCCACACGUACGAUGUUCAGAAACUUAGUCUUGUUGCAGUAAGUAACUCUGUUCCACAAGAUAUCUGCUGUAUGGCAGCUGAUGGAAAGCUAGUCUUUGCUGCAUAUGGGAAUGUUUUCUCUGCAUUUGCUCGUAACAAAGAGAUAGUACAUACCUUUAAGGGUCAUAAGGCAGAAAUCCAACUUUUGCAGCCCUUUGGUGACCACAUUAUUUCUGUUGAUACGGACAGUGUUCUUAUUAUUUGGCACAUAUAUUCAGAAGAAGAAUACCUGCAACUAACCUUUGAUAAAUCAGUUUUUAAAAUUUCUACAAUUUUGCAUCCAAGUACCUACCUGAAUAAACUACUUUUGGGCAGUGAACAAGGAAGCCUGCAAUUAUGGAAUGUAAAGUCUAAUAAGCUUCUAUAUACAUUUCCAGGAUGGAAAGUUGGAGUGACAGCUCUUCAGCAGGCACCAGCUGUGGAUGUUGUUGCUGUUGGACUUAUGUCUGGUCAGGUAAUCAUUCACAACAUUAAGUUUGAUGAAACAUUAAUGAAGUUUUGUCAAGACUGGGGACCCAUUACUUCAAUUUCUUUUCGCACAGAUGGUCAUCCAGUAAUGGCAGCUGGAAGCCCAUGUGGCCAUAUUGGACUCUGGGAUCUGGAAGACAAAAAAUUAAUCAAUCAAAUGAGAAAUGCACACUCUACAGCAAUUGCGGGACUAACGUUUCUUCAUAGAGAGCCACUUCUUGUUACAAAUGGUGCUGACAAUGCUCUCAGGAUAUGGAUAUUUGAUGGUCCUUCAGGUGAAGGACGGUUACUGAGAGUCAGAAUGGGACAUAGUGCUCCUCUUACCAGUAUUAGAUAUUAUGGACAAAAUGGACAACACAUUCUCAGUGCAAGUCAGGAUGGAACGCUUCAGUCAUUUUCCACAGUACAUGAAAAAUUCAACAAGAGCUUGGGACAUGGACUAAUAAACAAAAACAGAGUGAAACGUAAAGGACUACAGAAUACCUUGUCAGUAAGACUUCCUCCUGUCACAAAGUUUGCAGCCCAGGAAGCUCGUGAGAGUGACUGGGAUGGUAUCAUUGCUUGCCAUCGAGGUAAGCUAUCUUGCUCAACGUGGAACUAUCAGAAGUCUACAAUAGGAUCUUACUUUCUCAAGCCAAAGGAACUGACCAAAGAUAAUAUUACUGCAACAGCAGUAGAUAUAACUUCUUGUGGAAAUUUUGCUGUCAUUGGCCUCUCGUCAGGUACUGUAGAUGUAUAUAACAUGCAGUCCGGUAUACAUCGAGGAAGUUUUGGCACUGAUCAAGCUCACAAAGGAUCUGUGAGAGGUGUUGCUGUGGAUGGAUUAAACCAGUUGACAAUUACAACUGGCAGUGAAGGAUUACUCAAAUUCUGGAACUUUAAAAACAAAAUUUUAAUCCAUUCCAUGAGUCUUGAUUCAUCUCCAAACAUGAUGCUACUACAUCGGGACAGUGGUAUCUUGGGACUUGCCUUAGAUGAUUUCUCCAUUACGGUUUUGGACAUAGAAACUAAGAAGAUUGUCAGAGAGUUCUCAGGACACCAAGGCCAAAUCAAUGACAUGACAUUCAGUCCUGAUGGUCGUUGGUUAAUAAGUGCUGCAAUGGAUUGCACUAUUAGGACUUGGGACCUUCCAUCUGGGUGCCUUAUAGACUGCUUUUUGUUGGACUCAGCUCCUCUCAAUGUAACUAUGUCCCCUACUGGAGACUUUCUGGCAACUUCCCAUGUGGACCACCUUGGAAUUUAUCUUUGGUCUAAUAUUUCCCUAUAUUCAGUUGUUUCACUACGACCACUUCCUACAGAUUAUGUUCCUUCAGCAGUGAUGCUUCCUGGUACUUGUCAAACUCAAGAUAUAGAAGUCGAAGAAGAAGUAGAACCAAGUGAUGAAAUGAUAGAAUAUGACUCACCAGAGCAGUUAAAUGAGAAGUUGGUGACCCUAUCCCUUCUCCCUGAAUCGCGGUGGAAAAACCUGCUUAAUCUUGAUGUUAUUAAGAAAAAAAAUAAACCAAAAGAGCCACCCAAAGUACCCAAAUCAGCACCAUUUUUUAUUCCAACUGUUCCUGGACUUGUACCCAGAUUUGCUGUACCUGAACAAAGCAGCGAUCCCCAGCAGUCUAGAGUAGUAAAUCUUGGUGUUUUGGCUCAAAAAUCAGAUUUCUGCCUGAAACUUGAAGAAGGACUAUUGAAUAAUAAAUAUGAAACUGCUCUGAACCUUCUGAAAGAAUUAGGCCCCUCGGGAAUUGAAACAGAGCUGCGGAAUUUGUCUCCAGAUGGUGGUGGAUCUAUAGAAGUUAUGCAGAGUUUUCUGAGAAUGAUUGGAAUGAUGUUGGACAGAAAGCGGGAUUUUGAGUUAGCCCAGGCUUACCUUGCAUUAUUUCUGAAGUUACACCUCAAAAUGGUUCCUUCAGAACCAGUACUCCUAGAAGAAAUGACAAAAUUGUUAUCACAAGUGGAAGAAAACUGGAUUCAUUUACAAUCACUCUUCAAUCAAAGCAUGUGUGUUUUAAACUAUAUCAAAAGUGCCUUGCUAUAAAAGUAAGCUUAAGAGUUUGAAAUAAAGUUAUGCAUUAAAUGGGUUCAACUCAGAGUUGUGCUGAAUUAAAUGGAAGAUAUCAGAUAAAAUGGAUCAUAAUAUAGUUAUAAAAAUUACUUUAUGAUAAAAGGAAUGUUUCCCUCUGGGAAACCUUUCAUGAAAACAUGAGUUGUUGACUCUUGGAGCUACCAGACAUAGCUGACAUUUUCAGCUACAGCCCUUGUGUUGCAGGCGAUUGGAAAUAAAGUCAGCUGGGAUCUCAGUGGAUUCAACUUCCUAACACAGGACUAGUGCUUCCCUCAUUAUCAUGUUCCUGAAGAAAGUUCUUGAAUCAGAAAUGUGAAUGUUACUUGCCCAAUUAAAAUCAUUAUAGGAAGAGUCUGAACAUACACCAAGAGAGGAAAGUAAAAUUCCAAAUUCCAUCAAAGGUUGUCCUCAGAGGCUUUCCUUUCUGAAUUCAUGAUUUGUCAUUCCUGAAAUACAGCUGACUAGGUUUGAACACAAGUGACACUCCCAUUCAGCAUUAGGAUGACAGAACUUUAAAGAAUGAUCUCUUGAUAAAAAGUCUUGAAAGUAGUUAACUAAUAGGAUUUCUAUCUAAUGGAAUAUGAUAGAAUUACUAAAUUACCAUGGAAGUAAUGCAGUGUGACUUUGUACUCAUGUUUGUUUGUAUUUUUUAAAUGUGUAUCCAUUUACUAAAGCCAGUAUAUCAGCAGUAAUGUGUUGACUUUGGAACCUGUAUUUCCCUCUGUCCAAAAUGGAAUAUUAUGAAGAUAAAGUGCUAAUAAAUGGUUAAGUACUUUGUAAAGAUUGUAAAUAAUACAAAAUAAUAAGAGCUAUAAACUGAAAUCAUACUCCUUUUACAAAUGAUGAUCUGAGUUUUCUACUCUUUCAAAUGAGAGUCCAGAGUUAAGUAUGUUGUUUUUAUUGGAGAUCUUUAUUUUUUCAGGUACUCUUCCAGAGCUUUCCCUGUACAUUUGCUAACAAUGAAGGGAGGAGAAUGAAAUAUGAACUAUAGUAUUGUGCAUAGUAUUUUUCUUAAAAAGAUCAGUAUGUGCAUAGUUUUUAUGCAUGUAUAGCAAUAAGUUUUACUAUAAAAAGUCAGUCUUUUUAUAGUAGUACGUAGCCACAGGAAAUAAAAUGUACAGUCUUGGCUUUUA
Molecule: messenger RNA, 3930 nt
Organism: Dipodomys spectabilis (banner-tailed kangaroo rat)
Lineage: Eukaryota; Metazoa; Chordata; Mammalia; Rodentia; Heteromyidae
Gene: Wdr36
Product: WD repeat domain 36
Exons: 23
Coding region: 86-2770 (894 amino acids)
Biological process (GO): rRNA processing
Cellular component (GO): Pwp2p-containing subcomplex of 90S preribosome; small-subunit processome
Molecular function (GO): protein binding
Source: RefSeq, a predicted model, not a curated record